AUGACGUCCUUCUUUUUUCUCCCUCGCUUCGGGCAAGCCAGAAAGACAAACCACAGCGAUAGAUCAACGACAGGGACGCCGCGAAAAGACGACCGACAGAAGGACGAUUUGCUGCUUGCUCGAGUGGCGGACAGAGCGCUGACAGGGCACUGCAGAGAGCUGGCUGCUGGCAGACGACUGCUUCACAUCUCUCAGGUGGGUUGGCUUCCGCAUAGAUACCUUUCUGCCAAAAGACACACAAGAUACACAGAUCCACGGCUCUGCUCUGCUUUCAUCACUUCGGGGACCUUCAACAUGACCACUCCUACACUCAUCAACCUCCCUCCUCCUCCGUCGGACCCCGUCACCCCUUCGGAGAUGGGCCCGAGCACUCCCAACUCAGGGACAACCUCUCUCUCCGCGCUGUCCACCGUAGCCAUCAAGGACGGCCACCAGGGCGCUCGCCGACCCCACAGCCACCGGCCACAUCGGUCCUCCUCCAACGCUUCUGAAACGUCCACAACGACUCUCGACGCUGAGCGCGCAGACCGCAUCUCGCGCCUUGCUGGCCUGGAGCGCCUCUCCGCUCGCACGGCUGCAGGUGGUAAUCCUCUUCACGCACACAACUCCAGCGGGCUCUCGCAAGGAGAGUACUUUGACACACAUCCUCAUAUGCUCAAGGAGCGCAGCACAGUCGGCAGUGCUAGUGCGACGGAAAGUAUAAGUCGUGGCAGUCUUGGUGGACGCACACGCACCACCUGGGCCAGCGGAAGCGACGAUGUCUACGGACAAGAUGAAACCAUAGACGAAGAGGACGUCGAUCCAGACGACGCAGAUGCACGCUCUACAGACGCCUUCAGCGACGAAGGAAACGCAAGUCUCGUUGGAUUCGGUGAGGGAGCAAACAGCACCAUCUCGGGACCGAUAUCCACCCCCGUACAACGCCUGGCUGCAGCAGGACUAAGCAGGCAGUCCUCCUCCAUGACGGGCGUCAGUAAUACUGCAGUAGCGGGCUCAAGUCCUACCUCAAGCCGAUUCUCCCACCCAAUCACACACCAGAGCCAGUCUCAGCAGCCACCACAGUCACCCACAUCUGCACCGGGCUCGCGAGCUGCAGCUGCUGUCGAUGCACAAAUGCUUGAUGGAAUGACCUACGAUGAGGACAUAGUCGACACCACCGCCCGGUCACCUCUACCCGUCAAGAGCGACGAAGAAGGUCAAUGA
This is a messenger RNA of Trichophyton benhamiae CBS 112371, 1203 nucleotides long. RefSeq lists its product as uncharacterized. The coding region runs from base 1 to 1203 and encodes 400 amino acids. NCBI's taxonomy places the organism in Eukaryota, Fungi, Ascomycota, Eurotiomycetes, Onygenales, Arthrodermataceae. The transcript is spliced from 3 exons. The record is from RefSeq and is a predicted model, not a curated record.